Patella vulgata (common limpet) is the source of this 1187-nucleotide messenger RNA. Its product is annotated as intermembrane lipid transfer protein VPS13B-like. The transcript is spliced from 3 exons. The coding region runs from base 98 to 1096 and encodes 332 amino acids. Lineage: Eukaryota; Metazoa; Mollusca; Gastropoda; Patellidae. The record is from RefSeq and is a predicted model, not a curated record.
AAACAAACAUGGCGGUGAUGUGUGAGUUGGCAGUGACUGAAUAGAUUUUGGUUUAGAGAAUGAUGGACAAAUAGAAGGUUAACCAAGGAACAGCAUCAUGUUUGCAAUAGCCUCGUACAUCACUCCCUUGUUGAUGGGAUAUCUGGAUAAAUACGUCGAGUUGCGUCAAGAGGAUUUCAAGAUAAACUUCUGGGAAGGUGACGCCACUUUAAAGACGGUCAAACUACGCACAGACUUCUUCGAGAAACUGCUUCAAAUUCCUGUCAUAUUUAAAAGUGGUCAAAUCAAAGAAUUGAAGAUCUACGUUCCAUGGCAUAAAAUUAAUUCUGAGCCGAUCGUGAUCACGCUGAAAACGGUCGAAUGUGUUUUAAAAGUCCGCGACACAGCGUAUGAUGAUCAUUCCAGCUCACAUUCCAGUGAACAGGUUAAAAAACAAUUACAAGCAGCGAAAGCGAAGCAGAAAUUAAAACGUCAGGAUUCGGAAGUUCUCCCUCCAGGCUACAUGCAAGGAAUGAUCAGUCGUAUUUUAAACAAUAUAACAUUAGUCAUCGAUAAUUUAGUUAUUAAAUUCGUUGAAGAUGAUAUUGUAUUGUCCGUUAACGUCAUGUCUGCCGAAUGCUACCCAGUCGACAUUAACUGGAAUCGGGCAUUCGUUGAUUUUAAUCCCCCAGAAUUCACUUCGCGGAAAGUCCUCAAAUUUUGUGAUCUAACUGUCUGCAUGGAUCGAGCAGAUGCCAGUGGAAAUAUCAAAUCGUACGAGCAGCCAUUGUUGUUUAAAUGCAUUGUUGCCUGUCGUAUCCUUAUGACUUACGACAGUCUGAAUGCGAAGCUGCCGAAGUUAACACGUUUUAAUUUAUUUUGUGAAGAAUUAAAAGCCACCAUCAGUGAUAACCAAUUACCGAUAUUUAUUCGUUUAAUAGAAUUAUGUAUUGCGUUGUAUUAUGGGGUUAUUCAUAUACCAGUCAGUGAGAAAAAACUUGAACCUGACAAACAGGAAGUGACCCGCAGUAGUGCAGUAGAUGAGACAAAUCAAGCAGGUAACGAGGUCAAUGCAUAUGGUCAAGGUUGGGGGGUGAAUGGGCGUGGUCGUUUGUAGUUGCUGAAGAAGAAGAAGAAUCGAGUGAGACGACAUCCAGUGUAGAUGUGAAGCCAGUUGUACCAGUGGUUUCUAUUGGUUUUUAUAUACA